Molecule: messenger RNA, 4089 nt
Organism: Magnolia sinica
Lineage: Eukaryota; Viridiplantae; Streptophyta; Magnoliopsida; Magnoliales; Magnoliaceae
Exons: 8
Coding region: 960-3710 (916 amino acids)
Source: RefSeq, a predicted model, not a curated record
AGGAAACUCACAGACCCUUCUUUUGUUAGCUUUUUCUUCUUCUCCUCUCUACCGAAAGUAGGAGAAGAGCAUCAGCUUUGUGUGUGGAAUGGAGGUGGGCCUUCAACUGUCACCGAUUCCACUCUCCAAAAGCCCAUCGAAUUUCUCUGCUUUUUCCUUUUUUCUUCCCUCCAUUUUCUCUUUCUUCCCUUCUUUUCUUCUUUUCUUCUCUAAUGGCGGCCACCUAAAAAAGAAUCCCAGUAAAAGAUAGAGAUUUCAAUUCUCCGUUUUCUUCAUUUUUUUCAUGGCAGAAGAAUUUCAGACUCUUUCGUAAAUGAUUCAUGUCUUUGAGUUUUGGAAGGAUUGCCGGAAAACAAGAGGAAGAAGAAGAAGAAGAAUCCGAUUGCGAUUCUGAUUCUUGAGUUAGUGUUGGAGAGAGAGAAAGAGAGAGAGAGAGAGUAAGAUUUUGGGUUUUUCGUCUUAGCAUUCUGGCUUCUCUCUGUCUUGAUUCUUCUUCUUUAAUGGCAGCCAAUUCUCUGUUUUCUUCAUAGAAAAGAGAAAGAAAGUGACUGUUUGGUGGUAGAAGAGAAAGCGAGUGUAUGAGAAUUACAGAGUCCUGAGUUUUGGAGGAAGGCUGCGACAUGAUUGCCACAAUAAUAAGAAGAAUCCGCUUGCGACUUUGAUUCUUGAGAGAGAGGUGUCGGAAAGGUUUGAAUUGAAUUGGGUCGGAGUGGAUUUUGAUUAUUUUUCUAUGAGAGGAAGAAAAAUAGCUGUGUUGGGUUAGAAAGUAUCCUCCUUAAGAUUGGAAUCUCAGGCUCUUCUGCUGCAUUUGUUUGACAUUUUUCGGAUCGUCGGCACUCUCCAUAUUUUCUUCCUUGAUUUUGAGAAAUUGGGAAUACAGAUUCAGCAGGUUUGAUGCGAUCUCGAUUGAAGAGUUGAUUCCUAUAGGCGGCCCUGAGUUGGAUUCUCAUCCAUCUAUUAUGAUGGCGAAGACAUCACAGAAGCGCUCUGUGCGGGCGGAAAAGGACCGCCCGGGUUGUAUUUGGGGUUUGAUUAGUAUUUUUGACUUCCGACAUGGCCGUUCUACUCAAAGGUUGAUUUCAGAUAAGAGACGUGGAAGCGGCAGACAUGUUAAAGGCACUGGCGUUUCAAGGAACAAACAUCAUUUACUGACCAAUGGCAGCGAAAAGCACAAGGACUUGGACGAAAGCGUUAAUGAUUCUUCUGAUGGCGAUGACGACAAAAUAGCCAGGGUCGAUUCUAGUAUGUCAAGUGUAAAAGCACUCAUAGAUGAAGAAAUGUCCAAAGCAAAGCAAUCAAAGAAGCAAACUUCGAGCGAGACGAUUGAACAAAAAAGGCCCGAUUUAGAAAACAGAGUUUGCUUAGAGGAAACUUACAACCACACAAACAAGAGUUCUAGUGUAGCCUGCGAUGUAAACUUACAUGAUUCAGGAGCUUCUGCAAGCUUGGACCAUGACCAAUCUCAUCAUCCGAAUUCAAGGGAAAGAUUUUCAGAAGUGGAAGAGUUCUUCGAUCAGAACCAUCCAAACCAUGAGAUUGGGACCUGUUCCUGCCAUGCCAAGAAAAGUUCAAGUCAUAUAAAGCACAAUGAGAAUGCUAAACAUGAAGAAAGACUGGGUGAAACUGCAGAGGCUUUUCUAAAUCAGAAGCUAAUUGAUGCAAAACAACUCCUCGCAGGCGGGCCGCUCCACCAGUCCAAAGAAUUCAUGGAUGCAUUAGAGAUAUUAAAGUCAAACAAAGACUUGUUUUUAAAGCUCCUGCAGGAUCCAAACUCGCUGCUGGUGCAACACAUUCAUGAGCUGCAAAAUGCUCAGGCAGGAGUUGGAUUGUCAGAAGAGAUCAAUAAUUCAAUGCAAUUGCAAGAACCUGUCAGUAAUAAACAGUAUCAGAAACAAAGAAGAUAUAGAUUUUUUGGACGGAGAGAUAAGAUGACAGAGGGUAAAAACCCAUCAAAGGGAAGUGAUGGCCCUCCGACUUCAAGCAGAAUAGUUGUUUUGAAGCCUAGCCCCAUAACCAGUCCAGGCUCUUCGCCGCAACCCCAUUUCAGCUCGAGGAGUCGAGGGCAGAGCGAAAGAGCCCCCUCCCAGUUUUCUAUUACGGAAAUCAAAAGGAAACUGAAACAUUCAAUUGGAGAAAACAGAAAGGAACGACAUUGGAUAACUAUGGACGGUAUUCUACAUAGAGUCCCACACAGGAGUGUAAAUUCGGGAGAUGGUGGCAAGCCGAAGGAAUGUGAAUCAAGCAAUGAAUAUGAAGGCAGUUUGCCUAGCUAUGAUAGCUGCAAGAAUAUAAACACGACGACUGUGGUGUACUCCCCACGAAGAGAAUCCGCAAUCUAUGAAGAAGCUAAGAGGCAUCUUGCAGAAAUGCUGAGUGCUGGGGUUGAAGAUGGGGAGCUGCCAACGAGGCGGGUCGCACGAACCUUGGGAAGAAUACUUUCCAUGCCAGAAAGUAGCAUGCAGUCACCCGAAUUUAGUACUGGAAGGAACAAGGAACCUAGAUUCGAACAUGAAGAGAUGAGAUUUUCACCAAGCGAUGAUUUUCAAUGUCGUAGCGAAAAUGGAUUGAGAUACAAGAAAGAAAUAACUGUCAACCGUUCAAGUCCAUUAAGGCAGAAUGUUGAGAGCUCGUCGUGGGCUAAUAAUACCAAUGACCCAGAUGGUGAACUUCAAGUGCCCGAUUCUAAUUCGGAACUACUGGAGCAAAUUCUUCCUGAUAUAGAAAUGCAACCAAGCGGUAUAAGAGGUCAUCUAAGUCCAAAAGGCGGUAUGGAAAUCCAAGAAAUAACUGACGCCGUGCGCAUCGAAGAGACUGACCACAUGGAUGCACCCUCCAAACCAGCUAAUGACCAACAAAUUGACAACAAACACCACAACAUAGAUGCCUCUGAAAAUUGUGGGGAAGAGGGAUCUUCCGAAUGCUCAAUAUCGGACUCAUCUGAAGAGAAGGCAAUACUGCCAUUGAUACCAGCUUCUUUCUCGGAAAGCCCUUUACAUAUCCAUGAAACUGAAGAUCCAGAUAGCAUCGGCGAAAAGCAAGAGCGGCCUAGUCCGGUAUCUGUUCUCGAUCCCUUCUUCGUGGAAGAUGUCACUUCUGCGAGCUCUGAAGCCCGACAUGUUGAUCUGACAAUUCAACCACGGCAAAUCCAUUUUGAAGAACACCACCAUCAUUCUAUCUCAACCGCUCCUUUGGAUCCUGAAAUCAAUCUAAGAACUCGUAUGGUGGGAAAGGAAUCCGAAUUCGAGUAUGUACGAACCGUGUUACAAGCAUCCGGCUUAAGCUGUGACGGUUUCAUGGCGAGAUGGCAUUCUUCAGGCCAUCUGCUCGAUCCAUACUUGUUUGACGAAGUAGAGGCCUCAUUUACAGCCCAAUCAUCGGAUGACCAGAAGCUUCUCUUUGAUUGCAUAAACGAAGUUCUCGGGGAGGUUUAUGAGCGGUUUUUCAGUUGCUCACCUUGGGUAUCAUUUGUCAAACCCAACAUUCGGCCAAUUCCUAUGGGGAAAAACCUCGUCCGAGAGGUAUGGGAAGGCAUUGAUCGGCUUUUUCCCACUCAGUAUCCACAUACGCUAGACCAGAUCGUUGGAAAAGACAUGGAAAAAGACGGAACAUGGAUGAAUCUUCAAUCUGAGGUAGAAAGCUUUGGCAACGAGAUGGGAGAUCUCAUUCUUGAAAGACUACUGGAAGAGACGAUACUGGAACUAUGGGAAUAAAGUUUUGGUAUGAGGCUAUGAGCACAGUGCUUCCAUUCAUUGAAACAGCUCGUAUAAAACAAGAGGCUCAAGAUUUUUCCAGUGCCAUCUUCCUAUACAGAGCAGGAGUCGGCAGUGAGUGUGCGGCAGUGAUUGUGGCGAUGCUGUGGUUGAUGCUAAUCCUUGAGACAGUAGGAAGAAUUUGGAAAGGGUUCGAAGUUCAGUUGGUUGAACUCAACUGUUAGAAGCCAUUGUCCAAUAGUUUGUUCAUUCUAUUCAUUCUCUUCUCAAUCCUCAGGUGUUGCUUUCUUCAAGGUGUUGUGUUUGUAUCAGUUUGUCUCUAUUGUGAUUAUCUGAAACUAACGAAAAAGAAGAUUACAUAUCUGUUGUAUUCAUCAUA